GUGCAGUUUGCCAAAAGCUGCCUCCUCUCAUUUAAUAGUAGUAGUAGUAUUCAUUUGCCUUCAAAACUUGCAAUAAUGGGGGGAGUCUAUACGUCAGAUUGACUUCUCAGACCCAUACCGUCAACGCCGCGUAAGGUCUGAGUCAGCACACGAGGAGAAUACAUCAACCCUCACCCGCCGUCCGAUCAGAUCGACGGCCCACAACCUUCCCGGACUCUCCCACUAGCGUAUCUUAAUCGCCAUUGAAGAGUGGUAGUAUUUGCUUCCCCACCUCCAAAUUUCUCACUCAACUCAACUAAAGCCCUAAUCUCUUUCCUCACAAUUCGGCGCUCCCGCUCUCAAUCAUUGCUUCCGUGAAUUUAGCUUUUCCGGUAAGUUUUUCACAUACAGUUUUCCUCUUGCGCACGGGCAUCAUGUGACUUAGCAUGCAUAUGCGUAAUUGAGUUUCGUCCAUGGUCUCCGCCGUCUUAGGCAGCGGCCGCAGAUCGAGCUGGGGCCAAUCCGUUGGGGGAUUCAUGGGGAAAAAACUCCCCCACCCCAACCAUCCAAACCCUAACCCUAGUUCCACCCCGAAGAACAAGAAAUUCCGUUCCCUAGGAGAUCGAUCGACGUCCUUAGCCCAGGCCUUAGACGAUGAGCACUCGUUCAACCAGACGCCGGUGGAAUCGCGUGACUUUUCUGAGUUCAAUCACGACCAGUACAACACCUUCGACAUCGGUUCGUCCACGAGGAACGAGCUGAUCGAGCUGAAGAAGCGGCUGGUUGAUGAACUCGAAGAGGUACGGAGGUUAAAGGAUGAUAUAGACAAUGGAAAAUUCCACUCGAAAUUAGUACCGGAAAAACGCAAGAAGGUUUCGGGAAACAAGAGGCCGAUUGAGAAACUAGUCAACCGGCCUCUUGAGAGAGAUUUAAAGGGGUUAUUGUCCGAAACGACUAUUGGUGAUCGAGCUGAUGGAUUUGUUGUUGGUGGUGGUGAGAUUGUGGAGUUGAUGAAGAUGUGCAGGGGAGUGCUGGCGAAACUGAUGAAGUUGAAGAACAGCUGGAUUUUCAAGGAUCCGGUGGAUGCUGUUGCUUUGGGGCUUCAUGAUUACCAUGAAAUAGUCAAGAAACCGAUGGAUCUCGGGACAGUGAGGUCGAAUUGCGCGAAGAACGUGUAUUCUUCGCCGGAGGAAUUCGCGGCGGAUGUGAGGUUGACGUUUGAGAAUGCGAUGCUGUAUAAUCCGAAGGGGGACGAGGUGCAUAAGAUGGCCGAGGAGCUUAUUGAUCGGUUCAAUGUUUUGUAUAGACCUAUAGGGGAGAAGUUUGAGAGUAUGAUCAAGCCACGCGAUGGUGGUUUGAGUGAUGGAUUACAGGAGGAGGGGAACUCGUGGAAUCAAGUUCUUAAACCUGAGCGGAAAAAGAAACCAAAAUUGGAUUCGAUACAGAAUUUGGAGAAGAAAUACGAUUCGCCAGUGUUGAAAUCCCCUAUCCAGGAGCCUCGUGCGAAGCCAGGGGGAGGGGGAGGGGGAGGGAACCGGGGGAAGUUACCAAAGCCAAAGGCGAAGGAUCCGAACAAGAGAGAGAUGAGCAUGGAAGAGAAAGAGAGGCUGGGUGUUGGGUUGCAAAAUUUGCCGCAGGAAAAGAUGCCGCAGUUAGUGCAGAUUAUAAGGAAGAAGAAUGCCCAUAUGGCUCCUGAAGGGGAUGAAAUCGAGCUCGACAUUGAGGCUAUUGAUACAGAGACACUUUGGGAGCUCGAUCGGUUUGUGACGAAUUGGAAGAAAAUGGCCAGUAAGAAUAAGAGACAAGCACUCAUGGCUAACACUUCUGCUGCAGCCUCCGGCGAGGACAAUGUGCUUUUGGUGAGUGAAAAAGCUGAUGCUGUGGAAAAAGGGGAAGGCGGGGAGGAAGAAGUUGGCAUUGACGACGAGUUGCCGAUGACCAGCUUCCCUCCAGUGGAGAUUGAGAAGGAUAAUGGUGGUCAUGUUGAUAUGGGUCUUCCUGCUACAAGAAGUUCUAGUAGUUCUGGCAGUGAUUCAUCAAGUGAUUCUGAUUCUGGGAGCUCUUCGGGGAGUGAUUCUGAUGCCGAUGAUGCACAAUCACGGGGACUCGAGUCCAAGAAGUUUUCAGAGACCAGUGGGGAACUUGAGUCCAGGGCAUUUUCACAGACUGGAGGUGUUUGAUGGAUGGAGAAAAAAUUGGCUGGGGGACUUGAAUGUUGGGCGAUGGAUUAAUAGGGUAUGUGGUUUUGCGUAAGCACUUACCGGUUACCAUUAGCUGAUUGUGAAUUGUUCUGUAGUAUUGACGAUUGGACUGACUUGAUAAACUGCGUUUGGCGGUGAUUGAACUAUCUGUGCGCUAUCUGAUAAGAGGACUGGCAAUUGUGUGUGGCUAUUUAGCUCUAUUUACAAUGUAACCAUCUGAAGUAGAGUGGAGGUAGCCUGAAGAUGUAGAAGUGCUGUUUGAGGUAUUGGAGUUUUAGUCUUGUUAAUUGUAAAAUAAGUAGAACUAGAGGAACAGAUGUUUUUGUACAGUUAGAACAACUAAUGCUGCCUGUACUUUUCCUUCUUACGGAAGCUUUGCGAUACAGUUCUCGAAUGUUAUUCGGCAA
Rhododendron vialii is the source of this 2587-nucleotide messenger RNA. RefSeq names its product transcription factor GTE2-like. The transcript has 3 exons. The coding region runs from base 453 to 2159 and encodes 568 amino acids. The record is from RefSeq and is a predicted model, not a curated record. NCBI's taxonomy places the organism in Eukaryota, Viridiplantae, Streptophyta, Magnoliopsida, Ericales, Ericaceae. Gene Ontology annotation, molecular function: protein binding.